Haliotis rufescens (red abalone) is the source of this 1739-nucleotide messenger RNA. RefSeq names its product galactoside alpha-(1,2)-fucosyltransferase 2-like. The transcript is spliced from 3 exons. The record is from RefSeq and is a predicted model, not a curated record. NCBI's taxonomy places the organism in Eukaryota, Metazoa, Mollusca, Gastropoda, Lepetellida, Haliotidae. Gene Ontology annotation, molecular function: galactoside 2-alpha-L-fucosyltransferase activity. Gene Ontology annotation, biological process: carbohydrate metabolic process. Gene Ontology annotation, cellular component: membrane. Bases 89 to 1429 code for a protein of 446 amino acids.
UAUCUCCCCUGUGUAUCAUAAUGGUAUCCUCAUUCUGCAAGCUCCCCGUGUAUCUCGUGAGAAGCCAUGGAGCACGUGCUGCACGCGCAUGACGUCAUAUGUGACCUUAUCAGCGUCUAGUGUGUGGGACAAGGAUACUGCUGAGAUCGAUCAGUCUGAGUUUGUGAUGAAUCCAACUGACCAUCGUGUGAGAGCGCCCUCUAGCGGUAGGAUGAGAAUCCUUUACGCCGGAAGACAAGCACGCCGAAAUCCAGCUUAUGCUAUUGGUGUCUUCGUCCUGCUUGUCUUUGCGAUGAUGGAGAACCACCUGCACAGCGAGUCCUAUUCUGAAACCGACACCUCCGAAGUGAGGGUUCUCAGCGUCAGGGAUUCCCCAGGCCGACACCUGAAACACGAGGGGAUGCACCCGGCUCGUGACGUCAGAAUACCAAGUCUCGGAAAAUCUCGGCCUCGUCGUUCAGCAGUGAAAGCACCCCGAAAAAGAGGAAAUACAACUGUAUCAAACAGUCUCCAUGGCAACAACCUGAAUCACAGAAGACACAAUUGGCAGGAAAAGCCAAUUUUAACGAUCAGGUUUGACGGUCGCCUUGGCAACCAAAUGUUUGAAUACGCUGCAGUUUAUGCAAUAGCUCGCAAGAAAAAAAUGAAAAUAUUUCUGACGAGGAAUCACCAGUUGAAUAGAAUAUUCCACAUUGACGAGUCGGUGAUUGUAAGAAAACCUUGCGGCAGCUUCACCAACGUCAACACACCAUGCUGUGGUUACUACCCCACUGCGCUGGACAGAAUACGGAACAAUACUUGUCAGCGUGUGUUCGGCUAUUUUCAAUCAUGGAGGUAUUUUGAACCGCUGCUUAGAAACAUCAGACGUCAGUUCACUUUCAAACACAAAAUCGUCCAGACGGCUGAUGCCAAACUGUGGUCAAUAGUUAAAAGACACAAGAACUACCCCUUCAAACACGCCACACGUGGACGUUGUGUGCUCACGCAUGCGCAGUCUAAAACAGGCUCGUGUACAUUUAUUGCCCUCCAUGUGAGGAGAGGUGACCUCAUGCUGCCAAUCCGCGUCAAACAGGGCCGACGUGCCGCUCCCAAACAAUUCUACCUCCGCGCCAUGGACUAUUUUCGGCGUCUUUAUCACAAUGUAUUGUUCAUUAUCGGAAGCGAUUCGCAGCAGUGGGCCGUGGAGAACUUUGCUGGACCGGAUGUGAUUGUGUUGAAAGACAUGUUACCGGAAGUGGACAUGUGUAUUCUGAGCCGAUGUAACCACACCAUCAUGAGCGUGGGAACAUUCGGCUGGUGGGUUGGGUUUUUAGGGAGGGGUAAAACGGUGUACUACGACCAACCCUUCAAAAAUCACAGCGAGACCUCGGCUUUGUACUCAAAAUACGAGAAGGACUUCAUCCGACCAGGAUGGAUUGGGAUGAGCUAGCCUUAGAGUUGUCUCCCUUAUGUGGUGGUGGAUGCUAAGCGUUGAUUGUUUCUUCACUGAAGUCGAUGUGGUGGCAGCGUGGAGAGUACCGAGGUCUCGUGAUCUAGUUGAUGAAGCGUCUCAUGGUCUAGUUGAUGAAGCGUCUCAUGGUCUAGUUGAUGAAGCGUCUCAUGGUCUAGUUGAUGUAGCGUCUCGUGUCAUCAAGAGCCCUUUGAAGAUCGAUGGCCGCGGUCAGUGACUGCUCCACUUUGACGUGAACGUGUAUAAACAAGAAGCAUUUUGGUAAAAAUAAAAAUACUGUCGUCGUCAA